Penicillium atrosanguineum is the source of this 1380-nucleotide messenger RNA. RefSeq names its product glutamate dehydrogenase. Gene Ontology annotation, cellular component: cytosol. Bases 1 to 1380 code for a protein of 459 amino acids. The transcript has 3 exons. The record is from RefSeq and is a predicted model, not a curated record. Gene Ontology annotation, molecular function: L-glutamate dehydrogenase (NADP+) activity. Lineage: Eukaryota; Fungi; Ascomycota; Eurotiomycetes; Eurotiales; Aspergillaceae.
AUGUCUAACCUUCCCUCCGAGCCCGAGUUCGAGCAGGCUUACAAGGAGCUUGCCUCUACUCUCGAGAACUCCACUCUUUUCCAGAAGAAGCCUGAGUACCGCAAGGCCCUCCAGGUUGCCUCCGUCCCCGAGCGCGUUGUUCAGUUCCGCGUUGUCUGGGAGGAUGACAAGGGUCAGGUCCAAAUCAACCGCGGUUUCCGUGUCCAGUUCAACUCCGCCCUUGGCCCCUACAAGGGUGGUCUCCGUUUCCACCCUUCCGUCAACCUGUCCAUCCUGAAGUUCCUUGGCUUCGAGCAGGUCUUCAAGAAUGCCUUGACCGGCCUUAACAUGGGUGGUGGCAAGGGUGGCUCCGACUUCGACCCCAAGGGCAAGUCCGACAAUGAGAUCCGCCGCUUCUGUGUUUCCUUCAUGACUGAGCUGUGCAAGCACAUCGGCCAGGACACUGACGUUCCCGCCGGUGACAUCGGUGUUACCGGCCGUGAGAUCGGUUUCAUGUUCGGCCAGUACAAGAAGAUCCGCAACCAGUGGGAGGGUGUUCUCACCGGUAAGGGCGGCAGCUGGGGUGGCUCUCUCAUCCGCCCGGAGGCCACCGGCUAUGGUGUUGUCUACUACGUCGAGCACAUGAUCAAGCACGCCUCCGGCGGCAAGGAGUCUUUCGCCGGCAAGCGCGUCGCCAUCUCCGGCUCCGGCAACGUCGCCCAGUACGCUGCCCUUAAGGUCAUCGAGCUCGGCGGUUCCGUCGUCUCCCUGUCCGACUCCCAGGGUGCCCUCAUCCUCAGCGGUGAGGAGGGUUCUUUCACCGCCGAGGAGAUCAACGCCAUCGCCACCAUCAAGGUCGAGCGCAAGCAGAUCUCCGAGAUCGCUUCCACCGCUGCCUUCAGCUCCAAGUUCAAGUACAUCCCCGGUGCCCGCCCCUGGACCAACAUUGUCGGCCGUGUCGACAUUGCCCUCCCCUCUGCUACCCAGAACGAGGUUUCCGGCGACGAGGCCAAGGCUCUGAUUGACGCUGGCUGCAAGUUCAUCGCCGAGGGUUCCAACAUGGGUUCCACCCAGGAGGCUAUCGAUGUCUUUGAGGCCCACCGUGAGGCUAACGGUGCCGCUGCCAUCUGGUACGCUCCCGGUAAGGCCGCCAACGCUGGUGGUGUCGCUGUCUCCGGUCUGGAGAUGGCUCAGAACUCUGCCCGUGUCUCCUGGACCUCUGAGGAGGUUGACAGCCGCCUCAAGGGCAUCAUGGAGGAUUGCUUCAAGAACGGUCUCAGCACCGCUCAGGAGUACCUCACCCCCGCUGAGGGUGUCCUGCCUUCCCUCGUUGCUGGCUCCAACAUUGCUGGCUUCACCAAGGUCGCUGAGGCCAUGAAGGACCACGGUGACUGGUGGUAA